GACGGAUUACUUGCUGAAGUACAACACUACUUCCUGGUUCCUGUGGUACUUCCGUCAGAAGAUGGCGGAGUAUGUACAAGUAUUUCGAAGGGCUUUGCAGCAAAUAGGAGGUCACGGUGGCAUACGUGGGCUGUUAGUUCAGUUUUUUAGAGUAAAUGAUGUAAAAACUGGAGCUCUCGUUGGCGUCGACAAAUAUGGCAACCGUUAUUUCGAAGACAACCGUUACUUCUUUGGACGCCACCGGUGGGUUAUCUACACGACGGAAAUGAACGGGAAGAACACCUUCUGGGAGGUGGACGGUAGCAUGGUUCCGGCCGAAUGGCAUCGCUGGCUCCACUGUAUGACGGAUGACCCGCCCUCUACCCACCCCCCUGUGCCCCGGAAGUUCCUGGCAGAAAUCCACAGGUUCAACCAGAGUGGCUCAGACAAGCAGUAUGUCCCCUAUUCCACUACCAGGAAGAAGAUACACGAGUGGGUGCCCCCCAAAGUUGGGGGUGAGUGACCCUCCUCCCCCAUUUAACCUUGUGUCCAAAACUGUAAAUUAUGAUUCUCCUCUUCUGUAUGUGUUCUCCAGAACAUUUUGCUUCUAUUAAUAAAAAAAUAAAGCUUAAAAGUAA
Conger conger (European conger) is the source of this 617-nucleotide messenger RNA. RefSeq names its product NADH:ubiquinone oxidoreductase subunit A12 (gene ndufa12). Gene Ontology annotation, cellular component: membrane. The coding region runs from base 62 to 502 and encodes 146 amino acids. NCBI's taxonomy places the organism in Eukaryota, Metazoa, Chordata, Actinopteri, Anguilliformes, Congridae. Gene Ontology annotation, biological process: response to oxidative stress; mitochondrial respiratory chain complex I assembly. The transcript has 4 exons. The record is from RefSeq and is a predicted model, not a curated record.